GCUUCCCAUCCCUGGGCUUCUGGAAAUGUGACGUGAGUGCCCAAUAGUAAACAAAAAUAACACAAAUAAUAAUAAAAGUUUAUUAAAUUUAGAAAAUAGAAUAUUAGAAACUAUUGUUUUUAACAUGAGUAGUGAAAAAAGAGAACACAGUGAUAGUGAAGAAGAAUGGAUUGGUCCAUUACCGUCAGAAGCUGCGCCUGUGAAGAAAAAACGAGUUUUGGAAUACGAGAGGGUUUAUGUUGACAACCUGCCAUGCAGUGAAACUUACGAAAAAAGUUAUAUGCACAAAGAUGUUAUUACUCACGUUUUGUUGACAAACAGAACGAAUUUUGUGAUAACUGGUAGUUGUGAUGGUAGUAUUAAAUUUUGGAAGAAACAAGAAGAACUGAUAGAAUUUGUAAAACAUUAUCGUGCUCACUAUAGGUCGAACAUUGUCGCAUUAUGUUCAAGCAGUAAUGGAGUUCACGCCUGUACAAUUAGUAAUGACAAAACAAUGAAAGUCUUUGACGUAAUUAAUUUUGACAUGAUUAAUAUAUUAAAUUUAAACUACAUACCUUCAUGCGCUGAGUGGAUUUAUUCCGAUGGCGAUGCUAUUCCUGCAGUUGCAGUAGCUGAUCAGGAUUCAAAUAAAAUUUACGUUUACGAUGCAGUGGGAAAUUCGGAACCUUUGCAUAUUUUUGAGAAACUGCACACAAAACCAGUCGUAGCGUUAAAGUACAACGCAAUCUACGAAACAUGUAUAUCGGUUGACAAAGCUGGAAUAUUGGAGUAUUGGACAGGACCAAAAUUGGAGUACAAAUUUCCAAAGUGUGUUAAAUUCGACUCGAAAUUAGAUACGGAUUUAUUUGAAUUUGCCAAGAAUAAAACAUACCCCUGUGGUUUGGCAAUAUCUCCAGAUGGAAAGAAAUUCGCCUCGCUCAAUCGCGAUAGACGUGUGAGAAUAUUUCAUUUUCUCACCGGUAAAUUGUAUCGUGUAUUUGACGAGAGUCUUCAAAGAUACACGGAACUUCAGCAAACAACACUGCAAUUACCGAACAUGGAAUUCGGUCGUAGAAUGGCUGUUGAGAGGGAGUUGGACAAAACAGAAGCGAAUCUCGGGAACAUUGUAUUCGACGAAUCUGGCUAUAUCGUUCUUUACAGUACAAUGCUUGGAAUUAAACUCGUAAAUAUUUACACCAAUCGAUGUAUUAGGGUUUUGGCGAAACCGGAGAAUAUUCGUCCUAUGCACUUGGCACUUUUUCAAGGAAGAGCAAAAAAACCAGCGGGCGCUGUAAGUGUAGAAAUGGAAGCAUCGGAAAAUUCCACAUUAGAAUUGAAUAAAGCAGAUCCAACGCUAUUUUGUACGGCUUUGAAAAAAAGUCGUUUCUAUCUAUUUACAAGACGUGAGCCCGAGGACACAAAGAGUCAAGAUUGUGAUCGUGAUGUGUUCAAUGAAAAACCAUCGAAGGAGGAUAUUAUUUCAGCGACAGAGGCCACGAAUAUGCAAAGAAUUUAUGACAAUGCAAUUGUUCAUACAACAAUGGGCGAUAUUCAUUUGAAUUUCUUCAGUAAAGAUGUGCCUAAGACUGUUGAAAAUUUUUGUGUACACUCGAAAAAUGGUUACUACAAUAAUCACAUAUUUCAUCGGGUCAUGAAGACAUUUAUGAUUCAAACCGGAGAUCCAACUGGGACGGGAACUGGUGGCGAGAGUAUAUGGGGCGGUGAAUUCGAAGAUGAAUUUAAACCACAUUUAAAGCACGAUAGACCCUAUACGCUUAGUAUGGCAAAUGCCGGACCCAAUACGAAUGGAAGUCAAUUUUUUAUCACACUCACGCCAACGUCGUGGUUGGAUAAUAAACACACGGUUUUUGGCAGAGUUGUCAAAGGAAUGGAAGUUGUACAGAAUAUUAGUCAAGUUAAAACAAAUCCGAAAACAGACAAACCUUAUGAUGACAUUAGAAUUGUCAGUAUUACUGUUAAAUAGAUUAUGUGAGUAAAAUUCAAUUUUUUAUUUAUACUGUAUCAUAAUUUUGAAUUUUCAUUUUCAACCAUCUGAACAUUGAAAUAAUAUUAAUUGUAAAUGAUUGAUUACUACUGCUAAUAGUAAGGAUAAAAUUUAUAAAUAAUUUUUACAAAA
Leptopilina heterotoma is the source of this 2116-nucleotide messenger RNA. RefSeq names its product peptidylprolyl isomerase domain and WD repeat-containing protein 1. Gene Ontology annotation, biological process: protein peptidyl-prolyl isomerization. The transcript has 8 exons. NCBI's taxonomy places the organism in Eukaryota, Metazoa, Arthropoda, Insecta, Hymenoptera, Figitidae. The record is from RefSeq and is a predicted model, not a curated record. Bases 125 to 1963 code for a protein of 612 amino acids. Gene Ontology annotation, molecular function: protein binding; peptidyl-prolyl cis-trans isomerase activity.